AUGUCUUCCUCUCCUGCUCUUUAUAUUCCCAGGCUAUCUUCUUCGGUGUUUACUUUCCCACUCUUUCUCUGCGUCAUCGUUUUUGUCUCAGUUUUYGCUUUCCUCCUUGCUCCCGGCGGUCUAGCAUGGGCUCUCUCCAAAUCCCGAACUAAAACCGCCAUUCCUGGUCCUUCUGGUCUCCCCAUUUUAGGCCUUGUCUUUGCUUUCACCUCCUCUUUGACUCAUAGAACCCUUGCRAAACUUGCUACCACCUUCAAUGCRACGCSUCUAAUGGCGUUUUCYGUUGGGUUCASUCSUUUUGUYAUCUCCAGUCAUCCGGAGACUGCCAAGGAGAUACUCAACAGCUCCGCGUUUGUUGACCGCCCGGUGAAGGAGUCGGCGUAUGAGCUUUUGUUUCACCGUGCCAUGGGUUUUGCUCCUUAUGGUGAGUAUUGGCGUAACCUUAGAAGAAUCUCCGCAACUCAUUUGUUUAGCCCUAAAAGGAUAUCGGGUUUCGGGGUUUUCAGGGAGAGAAUCGGCCUCAAAAUGGCGAAUCAGGUUUCUUCUUCCAUGGACCAUAACGGUGUUGUGGAGAUAAAGAAGUUGCUCCACUUCGCUUCGUUGAACAAUGUGAUGAUGUCUGUGUUUGGCAAAUCAUAUGACGAUUUCGGUGUUAAUGGCAGCGAUGGGUUUGAGCUUGAGAAGCUGGUGAGUGAAGGAUACGAGCUUCUCGGAAUCUUCAACUGGAGUGACCAUUUUCCGAUUGUUAGCUGGUUCGAUUUCCAAGGGGUAAGGAAGAGAUGCAAACAUUUAGUCUCAAGAGUCGAUGUUUUCGUUGAAGCAAUCAUCAACGAACACCGUGAACGAAGGUUUGAGAACCGCGGAGCUACUGUUGUUGACGAUGGCGACUUUGUUGAUGUUCUGCUUGAUUUGGAAUCGGAAAACAAAUUCAGUGAUGGUGAUAUGAUCGCUGUUCUUUGGGAAAUGAUCUUCAGAGGAACCGACACGGUGGCAAUCCUGCUGGAAUGGAUUAUGGCGAGGAUGGUAUUACACCCAGACAUUCAAGCCAAGGCACAAGCUGAAAUCGAAAAUGUGGUUGGAUCGGGUCGCCCCGUAUCAGAUGCAGACCUCCCCAACCUGCCUUUCGUCCAUGCAAUUGUGAAAGAAACCCUCCGUGUUCACCCACCAGGCCCACUCCUAUCAUGGGCUCGACUCGCCAUCCACGACACCCAAGUGGGUCCACACAUGGUUCCAGCCGGGACUACGGCAAUGGUCAACAUGUGGUCCAUAACCCACAGCGAUAAAAUCUGGGUUGAACCCGAGAUGUUUAAUCCAGAUAGGUUUAUGGAUGAAGAGGUGGCGAUAAUGGGUUCUGACCUCCGUUUGGCUCCGUUUGGUGCGGGUAGGAGGGUUUGCCCCGGAAAGGCAAUGGGUUUGGCUACAGUGCAGCUAUGGUUAGCUCAGCUGCUUCAGAACUUCAAAUGGGUCGCAGCUGAAUCGGAUUCGGGUAUGGUUGAUUUGUCAGAAUGUCUGAAGAUGUCAUUGGAAAUGAAGAAGCCAUUGGUGUGCAAGGCUGUGGCUAGGGUUUGA
Messenger RNA from Cynara cardunculus var. scolymus (artichoke), 1569 nucleotides. Its product is annotated as cytochrome P450 78A5-like. The record is from RefSeq and is a predicted model, not a curated record. The transcript is spliced from 2 exons. Bases 1 to 1569 code for a protein of 522 amino acids. Gene Ontology annotation, molecular function: heme binding; monooxygenase activity; oxidoreductase activity, acting on paired donors, with incorporation or reduction of molecular oxygen. Lineage: Eukaryota; Viridiplantae; Streptophyta; Magnoliopsida; Asterales; Asteraceae.